Babesia ovata is the source of this 1335-nucleotide messenger RNA. RefSeq lists its product as uncharacterized. The record is from RefSeq and is a predicted model, not a curated record. The transcript is spliced from 4 exons. Gene Ontology annotation, cellular component: piccolo histone acetyltransferase complex. NCBI's taxonomy places the organism in Eukaryota, Apicomplexa, Aconoidasida, Piroplasmida, Babesiidae. Gene Ontology annotation, biological process: regulation of transcription by RNA polymerase II. The coding region runs from base 1 to 1335 and encodes 444 amino acids.
AUGGUACUCCCACCGGCUGCCGCCACUGGCCGGGCGGUUAGGACAAAACAGGAAGCAGAGAAGUCUAAUCCUUCGUCUGAGCUGCAGGAGGAACUUGGAGCGCUUACAGCCUGCGUCCUACACGGACAAGUGAGUAACCUCACCAGGACCAAGCCUACUGCUGAGUCGGUGCGCAAUCGCAUUACAGUGCCCUCUACCGCUAUGCACAAGGAUGAUGCUAUAGAGGAUUUGGGAUUUGUUCUUCCGAAACAAUACAUCCGUUUCAUGCAAAAUCGUCAUAGCCAAAUAGGGGUGAAAUUAUCCGAAACAGUUUCUGUGCACUACAGCUUGUACGAACAAGAUGUACAAUUCGUGGAGUCUUUUAACGUGCGUUGCCCGGACACCCCGCUCAGUUUGGUCGAGUUCUGCCUUUUGAUGGAUUACUUCGAGAAAGGAUCUGCUAAAUGCCCUCGUGAGAAAGCAUUCAGUUAUGAGAUUGCCUUAAUGGGAGCCCGUGAAAGCGGAAACGCGGCACCGGCUUUUGUUCUGCACGAGGUACACGCUUAUUGGUCCCGUCGCCGUGCGGACCACGCGUUGCCAUUAAUCCGUCAUCUCUGGCCAGUUACAUUGAUGUGGGAGUCGUCAGCAUUUCCAGUUUUUCGUCCUCGGACCAAGGACAAGAUGUUGUUGCGUCGCCCUCGACGCACAAAAGUCGAAAGCAUAUUGCGUCUAUUCCGCAUAAUUGACGGAUUUCGUAAAGUACUGAAGCUGUUAAACAAGAUGCGCCAACGUGAUGAGAAGAAGCUGAUGGUGGCGCAAUUGGAGGUGGUGCUUUUUGACCAGCGAUGUCGGGAACGAGAAGAUGAGAGCUACGUCUGCCCUUUUUGGCGAAGUAUUCUGGACAACAAGCGCUCCCGAGCACUGAAAAAGAUGCGUUUAGAGUCGCACAAGACGGACAACACGGCGGAUCCUUUGUCUUCCAGUGUUGGCCGAUUACAGUCAUUGCAAAUACCUAACCGUUAUUGGACAUCGUAUCAGUUGGAUGAAUGUACCCCAGACAACAAAAGCUAUCGUUAUUUGAGAGUAUCCCGCCGCAUCGGCCGCGGUGGUCGUGUAUGGAUAGAUCGCAGAUACUUACACGACCGGCCAUACGCAUAUGGACGUAAGCCUCAUCGCUUGUUCUCCUUUCUCUCUGAUGAGGAAAGCGGAGAAGAUAUCGAGAGCGAUUAUGUCAACGUACCUAAUCGGACAGGCAGCUUCAACGUGUAUACAAAUGAUCGACUUUUGGAGAGGCAUCCAGGAUUUGCCUGCACGCAUGAAGCUGUGCAUCCGUACAACACUGGAGGUUUGUUUUAG